Pseudonaja textilis is the source of this 927-nucleotide messenger RNA. RefSeq names its product olfactory receptor 14A16-like. Gene Ontology annotation, cellular component: membrane. Gene Ontology annotation, biological process: G protein-coupled receptor signaling pathway. The record is from RefSeq and is a predicted model, not a curated record. Gene Ontology annotation, molecular function: olfactory receptor activity; G protein-coupled receptor activity. NCBI's taxonomy places the organism in Eukaryota, Metazoa, Chordata, Lepidosauria, Squamata, Elapidae.
UACAAAUGAAACAUGGAGAAUCAAACCACAAUGCAUUACUUUCUGCUUCUGGAAUUCUCAAAAAAUCAGGAUCUGCAGCUUUUGCAUUUUUUCAUAUUCUUUAUGCUAUAUCUGGCAACUGUAACAACAAAUCUUCUCAUCAUCUCUGCAAUAGCUUUCGACCAUCGCCUGCACAGCCCCAUGUACUUCUUUCUCAUGAAUUUAGCUCUGCAGGACAUUGGCAUUGUUUCAGUCAUUGUGCCCAAAUCCAUGAUAAAUUCUCUCAUGGGUAGCAGACACAUCUCUUAUUCUGGUUGUGCUGCUCAAAUCUUUUUCUUUCUCUUCCUUGGAGCUUCUGAUUUCUCUCUCCUAACAGUCAUGGCAUAUGAUCGAUAUGUUGCCAUUUGCUAUCCACUACACUAUGGGAGGGUAAUGAAUUGGAAAGCCUGCAUUGUAAUAAUUCUUCUAGUGUGGGUUACAGGUAUUCUGUAUGGAACGUUGCAUACUACUGGCACUUUUUCCAUCCUUUUUUGUUCUAAUGUGGUCAACCAAUUCUUCUGUGAUAUUCCACAGUUGCUAAAACUAUCCUGCUCUGGCAUAAAUCUAUUUGAGGUUGGAAUUCUUGUGGCUAGUUUCAUUGUUGGAUUUGGUUGUUUUACUUUUAUAAUUGUAUCUUAUGCAGUGAUCUUCAAGGCAGUGUUAAGAAUCCCUUCUGAAAAAGGAAGGCAAAAAGCUUUAUCCACUUGUAUUCCCCAUCUUCUGGUAGUGUCUAUGUUAUUAUUAAGUGGAUGCUUUGCCUAUCUAAGACGUUCCUCUAAAACUCCAUCGUAUUUAGAUUUUGGGUUGACUGUUCUGUAUGCUCUCCUUCCACCCCUGUUCAAUCCAAUCAUCUAUAGCAUGAGAAAUAAGAAUAUCAAAUGUUUCCUUUGUCAUCUAUGGAGAUUUUGA